Cylicocyclus nassatus is the source of this 1925-nucleotide messenger RNA. The record is from the annotation of a GenBank genome assembly. Lineage: Eukaryota; Metazoa; Nematoda; Chromadorea; Rhabditida; Strongylidae.
AUGGAGGAUAGGCUGUGGAUGAUUUUUGAGGCUUUGACGAUAGAGCCAGUUAUGAGCUUGCGAUGUGACAUUAUAACAAGGCGCAUCAGGGCUGUCAUUGCUUCGUUCAGAUUCCAUAUCACCUCUAACAUGGCGACUAAGCCUAAUAAACAAGACAAUGUCAUUAAGUACUCAUCGUUGUUGGUUCUUGUUCUGCAGAACACCUCCUUGGUGUUGUUUAUGCGAUAUGCUAUGACUGGAAACAGACCAAGAUUUCUCAAAGCUAUCUCGGUCUUUUUCGCCGAAAUAUUCAAAUUUGUCGCCAGUGUCGUGCUUGUCUGUUUACAGGAGCGGAGCAUCAGAACGGGUGUAGCACAAAUUUAUGAUCAAUUUGUAAAUCACUGGCAAGAUUUCCUUAGAGUCUUGGUGCCAGCUGUGAUUUAUACUAUUCAAAAUUUUCUUUUAUACGUUGCUGUUGAGAAUCUGCCUGCGGCUACUUAUAUGGUCACUUAUCAAUUGAAAAUCUUGACUACUGCCGUAUUUACUGUGUUGGUAUUGCACCGAAAGCUAUCCAUCCAACAAUGGAUCUCAUUGUUUUUCCUCUUUGGCGGUGUAGCCAUUGUACAGUAUGACCAGAAAAUGUCGAACGAUCGUGAGAAAGCAGAACGUCUGGCUGCAAUUGCCUCUGCUUCCACUAUUGCACCGGAACUGCCUACUUCAAUGCCCACAAUUGAGGAUGCUUUCACAAAGCUCAUGGCCUCUGCUGCUGACGCUUUCAAUGCUACUAUCGCCCCACCCGAAAGCCACAUAAGAACAAAGAGGGAAGUCCACGAGCAGAACUCGAUCAUAGGUUUCAUUGCUGUACUUGUUGCUUGUUGUAUGUCCGGAUUUGCUGGCAUCUACUUCGAGAAGAUUUUGAAGGGAUCCAAUGUUUCCAUAUGGAUUCGAAAUAUCCAACUAGCUCUGCCAUCCAUCUUCUUUGCCUUGUUUUUUGCCUUUGUAAAAGAUAAUAAAGAAAUCUUCGCGGAUGGAGGAGCACCAUCAGCUAUCUGGAACCGAAUGCUUUACGGAUUUGAUUGGGCAGUAUGGGUCACCAUUGCAAUUUCCGCCUUUGGAGGACUCGUCGUAGCUGUUGUAAUCAAGUUUGCUGACAAUAUUUUGAAAGCGUUUGCUACCUCAUUUGCCAUUGUUCUGAACUGUAUCCUUGCUUACUUCCUAUUCAACUUCCGACCCACGAUGUUCUUCGUCGUUGGAGCCUGUUUCGUCAUUGGAGCGGUAUUCGUCUACAGCAUAUAUCCAUACCGAGUACGCCAUGAACCGCUUCCAACAGAUGAAGAGAUGGCGAACAUGAAGGAGAAAGACAUGGCCAGAGAAACAGCCUAGUGUGGGUGAAGAACAGUCAUCUAGUUCCCAAAGUGCUGAACAGCAUUCUCUCUCCUUGCUAGGAUUGAAACUUAUGAUUAGUGAAAGAUAGAGUUUUUCACCUUUAAGCUCUGUAUUUUCGGGUUUCCAUUUCUGAAUCCUCAUUUGGAGCUGUCAAAAUCCUUUCAAUAUUGAAUCAUAUUUUUCCUGCAUACUUUCACAAAAGAUUUUCGCUGUUAUAGAUUCCGGUUCGACACCUACUGUCCUUCGGUGGUUAAUCAUUUAACGUGCCAAAAAAGCUAAUUCCUAUCAUGGUACUUCUCACUUUCGAUAUCAUUAGCCUUCACGUUUGUUCAAUGUGCUUCUUGAGUAACCUCAUUCUGUCAGGUGACAGAUGUAUACAGGAUAUGUUAUUUGUUCAGAAAUAUCAGGAGUUGUAAACCAAACAUUCUUCUGAAUAAAUUCUAAAGAAGAUUGUAAUCUAUCGAUGCAUAGGACAAACGGAUAACAACUUUGAUUUAUUAUAUUUUUUCGAGAGGUGUCUUGAAAAGUAGUGCGAGGCUGGUAUCAAUAAACUCCUGUAC